AUGGGGACAACAGAACAUAAUGUGAGACAAUGUCAAAAUGCUUGGGGAAUGAGCCCACUCGUCACCGCCUAUUUUCCUAAAAAGAUUAAUCCGAGCGGCAAAAUAAAUGCAACAAAGAUAAUGCCAAUAAAAGAAAUCGAGAUGGCCACAACAAAUCCAACGGAAGGUUCAAACCGAGCACGUGUAGUAGCUAAUGUCGUAAGAGAAGCGUGUAUAAUAAUGGGCUCACAAGGCCAAAAUGACGCCUUGGAAUCUGCUCGUCAGAUGAUUUUAAAUAAUAAAUUACUUACUGAAGCAGAAAAAAAUGCGGUGCUUGAUUUGUUCCAGUCCAACCAGCCCAAGCAACCUUCUUCAUCUUCAUCUUCAUCUUCCUCUUCUAAAUGUUCUUCAUGUAUGUAUAUUAAUGCACAAGCUGCUGAAAUUAUAUCAUUUUAG
This is a messenger RNA of Funneliformis mosseae, 435 nucleotides long. The record is from the annotation of a GenBank genome assembly. Lineage: Eukaryota; Fungi; Glomeromycota; Glomeromycetes; Glomerales; Glomeraceae.